AUGAGUCUUUUAGAAAGACGACAACAAUUUCAUUUUGAUAUUAUGUCAAAAGUAAUUUAUUUUAUCGUAUUUAUACUAUCCCAUACACUUAUUAUUGAUGGACAACAUGUUCAAACAAUGCCCCAUCAAUAUGCAUGCACAUCAUCAAGUCUUACUCUUCGUUGUCCAACUGGUUAUAUUAUUGUUGUUACAAGCGCUGAAUAUGGUGUUGCGAAAGUCGAUGGUUCAUGUAUCUAUACAUCAGGUGAUUGUCUUGCUGAUGCUAUGAGUAUAGUAAGCUGUAUAGGUGAUUCUGUUACAUGUAGUAUAUAUGCAACAAAAAAGCAACUACCAGAAUGUAAUAAUCAAUAUGGUAGCUAUAUUCAUAUUGAAUAUGAUUGUGUUCCAAUAUCAAUAAAUGAUUCAGCAAAAGAAUAUAAUGUAUGUCAACAAAAUAGUACAGAUAUAACAAGUGAUCAUGGAAUAUUGAAAAGUCCUGGUUCUCCAUCACAAUUUCAACUUACAAUAUUUGAAUGUUUUCGUGCUAUACAUGUACCAGAUAAUAAAAUAGUUCGUUUAUGGUUAACUGAUUUAUAUGUUAGUUCAGCAGAGAGCAAUUGUCCUAACGAUCAUGUAUAUGUUGUUGAUAAUGUUCAAACACUUCGACAUUGUGGUACUAAACGAUAUGCUUAUCCAUAUUUAUGUUCAUCGACUAUUCUUAUUCAAUACAAGACUACGACGCAAAGUUCAUUUUAUCGUGGAAUGAGAAUGUAUUUUGAAAUAGUUGAUCGAUCACCAAAUGAUAAUUGUCCAAAUGGAUCAGUAACACCUGCACCAGUUACAACAACUAUCCCAACGGAUGUAACAACAGCUGUACCUGUUUAUGUUGUACUUGGUAUUGCAUCUCCACUUCGAAGUUUUCAAAUUCGUAAAGGUGAAUCACAUACACUUCAAUGUCCAGCUAAUUAUGUUGUAGCUGUAAGAACAAAUAUAUAUGGUGUUACUCCAACGGAUCAAUGUGAAGAUCAUGAUGCAAGUAAACAUUGUGUUCUUGCAAUAGAUCCAACAUUUUAUUGUCUACAAAGUUGUACAUAUAUGUAUACAGGUAAUCGAGUUAUUCCAUCAUGUAGUAAUAAAAUUGCUGCUUAUCGAUAUGUUGAAUAUCAAUGUAUACCAUUAAAUACUGAACUUGUUUCGCCAAAUACAACAUGUCCAGCUGAUGGUUCAAAAUUUCCUAUACAAAUCGAUAGUCGAGGUCGUUUUCAAAGUUAUAGAUAUGAUAGUCCUAUUUUAAGAAAAAUGAAUUGCACAUAUCGAUUAAAAACAAAACCUGGUAACAUUAUGCAUAUUUAUGCACUUGGUAUUAGUUUAACUGAUUAUUCAUCAGAUUGUACAAAAAAUAAAAUAUCAUUUAUUGAAGAUGGUGAAACUGCAGGUGCAGAUUUUUGUGUAGAACGAUCAUAUAGAUUGAUUUAUUCAACUUGUUCAAAUGAAAUUGAUAUGCGUUAUAUUGUUACAGAUGAUAUUAUGUAUUCCUCAAAUGGUGCUGAACUAUAUAUUGAAAGUCAAGCACGUCCAUCAGACUGGCCUUGCGGUAAACCUUUACCAACAACACCAUUUGUAACACCAACAGCAGCAUCUUUAACAAAUGAAACAUCUAUGUUUGCACGUGAUGAACUUGAAACUGAUAUUUGUUUUAAAGGUACAUCAACUUAUACAUGUCCAUUUGGUUAUACAUUUAUUAUGAUUGAUGCUUUCUAUGGUGUUAAAAAACAAUCAUCAAAUAAAUGUGGAUUUGUUCAAGGAGACUGUGUACACGAUGCAUUACCAUCUUUAACAAUAUGUCGAAAUGAUGCAGCAAGUUGUUAUAUGUCAUAUCCAACACAACGUCGUCUUACUCAAUGUUCAGAUAAUUAUGCUGAUUAUCUACAUAUAACACAUCAAUGUGUACCAAGUCAACCAGUUGGAACUCCACCACCUAUAACCAUGUAUGAUAUUUGUGAUACAAAUGCUCCUAUUGCAAAUGUUAACGGAGUUGUUACUAGUCCAAAUUUUCCAACUUAUAAACAAACAAAUACUGAAUGUAAAAGAUCACUCGUAGGUAUGACAGAUAGAGUUUUAAAAAUUUGGAUUAAUGAAAUGGCUGUAUCAAGUGAUGGUGUACGUAGUUUAACUGAAGAAUCAGAUGAACCUGAUUUAAUUAUCUAUAAAAAUUAUGACACAAAAAAUUUAAAUGAUUUCGAAAAAUUAAAUCCAUCAAUUCGUGAUGUUUGUAUAGAAGAUUAUUUAAUAAUAAAUGCUCCACAUGUAGCUUAUGUUUAUUGUGGUACUCGUAAAUUUGCUAUGGCACCUAUUUGUGCAGACAAUAUAGAUAUUCAAUAUAAAACAACAUCAGCAUCAAAUCUUGUUUAUAAAGGUUUUAAAUUAUAUUUUGAAUGGGUUCAUAAACCAAUGAAUAUACUUUGUGAUAAUACUCCAUUGCCAUCAACAACAACACCUACUAAUGAAGUAAUACCAAGUUGGGCACAAAAUUUACAACUUUCUCCUAUACUUUCUGUACAAAUAUGUCUUGGGACAGCACAUACAUUACGAUGUCCUCGUGGAUCUGAUUAUGUUCUUUCUAUAGUUUCAUCAAGUUAUGUUGUGACAGGUACAGGUUUAUGUGAAAUUCCAGCAUCAAAUCAUUGCCAUCAAGAAGCAUCACUUGGUUUAACAUGUACACAUUCAUGUUUUAUUGAAUAUAUUAUUCCAAGACCACUUACACAAUGUAAUGCACAAAAUGCUGAUUAUAUCAGUAUAGAUUAUCAAUGUAUUCCUACACGUUUACCAAAUUCUGAAAAUCCAAUUGAUAUAUGUGCAUCAACAACAACAGAUACAAUUGCAAUUAAUUCGGGUAUAAUGAUUAGUCCACAAUAUCCAAUAUUAGGUGCUGCACAUACUUGUUCAAAAAAAAUUGAAACAUUACCAAAUAAAUUAUGGAUGGUUUUUAUUGUUGAUUUAUUUUUGGAAGGAGGAAGUACUAUUGCCGAUACUUGUGAUGCAGCAUCACUAAAUAUUUAUGAUGGAAAUGAUAGAAUUAUUCGUUGUGGUUUACAACAACCUGAAUUAGUUUUAGUUAGUUGUUCAAAUACAGUUGAAUUUAAAUUUGUUUCAACUCAUCAAGCACUUGGUUAUCGUGGUUUUAAAAUAUUUUUUCAAACAAUUGAUGUACCUAGUAAUUGGGUAUGUAAACCAAGUGGUUUUACAACUCCAGCAACUCAACCAACAACUCGACCUCCAACAACAUCAAGUGCACUACCACCUAGUUUUCAAAUUGCUGCUUAUGGUGGAACAACAAAUAAUACACGUCAAUAUUGUAAAUUUCCAUUUAUAUAUCAAGGCAAUCAACAAGUAUCUUGUCUUAGAACAGAUCCACCAAGUUCACUAUCAGGUCAAACACUUAGAGAACCAUGGUGUUCAUUAACAAGUAAUUUUGAUAUUGACCGUCAAUGGGGAUUUUGUAACAUAGGUGUUACUGAUUCAACAUUUUAUGAUAUAUGUCGUAGUCAAUCACAAUCACUUCGAUGUCCACCUGGUUAUAUUAUUAAUGUAAUAACUGCUGAUUAUGCAGCUAAACCUGAUGGAAAUAUCGGUGCAGGUGCAUGUAUGUAUGAUAAAAAUGAUUGUUUUCAAAGUGAUUCAAUAACAAUUCAAACAAUGUGUGCUGGUCAAACAUCAUGUACAGCAUAUCAUUUGGGUAAAACUUUAGCAUCAUGUCAAAAUCGACCCUCCGCUUAUUUACAUAUUGAUUAUACAUGUGUACCUAAUGAUAUUUCAGAAAUAAGAACAUAUGAUAUGUGUAAUAAUAAUUCAUUACCACAAGGUGAUACUCGUCGUGGAUUUAUUGUAUCACCAAAUUUUCCAAAUACACAAAAAAAUCUUGAUUGUACAUUUAAUUUACAAACAUUAAAACCAUAUCAAGAUAUUUACCUGUAUAUAAUCGAUAUGGAUUUAGAUAGUGCAACUUUUGCUCCAGCAACAUGUAUCAAAGAUCGAUUAAUUGUUACAGCUAAUAAUACUGUUAUGGAAAUGUGUGGUAGAUCAUAUACAAAGUUUUUACUUCAUACUUGUCAUUCAUCUGUAUCAUUUCAAUUAAUUCGGGCAUCUGAUGCUAAAGGACGUGGUGUUAAAUUUUAUUUCGAAUUUCGUGAAAGACCUCCAACUGAAGUUUGUCCUGUAUUAUAUACAACUACUGUACGUCCAUCAACAGAAUCUACAUCAAUCCAUACUUCAUCUUCACCCACUUUAUCAUCAUCUAGUAAUCAAAGCUAUUAUUACUGA
Adineta steineri is the source of this 4299-nucleotide messenger RNA. Lineage: Eukaryota; Metazoa; Rotifera; Eurotatoria; Adinetida; Adinetidae. The record is from the annotation of a GenBank genome assembly.